AUGCCCGUGGGGGGGAAAUUGGUGUUGAAGGGUGGCCUUCACGUUGGGGUAGAGAAGAAGAAGAAGAAGAAGAGUAAGAAGAGUACCAAGGAGCUUACUGAGGAGGAACUGGCCACAAAGUCAGAGCGUGAGAAAGCCCAGGGGAUCUCCGUGCAGAAUAAUAACACGUAUGAGCAAGAGUUUGCGCUGGAGAUGCAAAAGGCAAAGGCUGGCAAAGUCAAGAAUACACCGUGGGGCAGUUCAUACAGAGCCGCGCCGGAGAUCUUGCACGGGUAUGACCGAAAAAUAAGUGGUCACACGGCUGAGGAGCGACUCGACAUGCGUGUCGCCAUCAAGACAGACAAG
Molecule: messenger RNA, 345 nt
Organism: Auxenochlorella protothecoides
Lineage: Eukaryota; Viridiplantae; Chlorophyta; Trebouxiophyceae; Chlorellales; Chlorellaceae
Exons: 3
Source: RefSeq, a predicted model, not a curated record